AUGGGUAGACGAAAAAAUACAGCACAAGAACAAGAUAUUUCUCAAAAUAUCAGACGAUUACAAAGAGCAGAAGAUCAACGUCGCAGACGACAUGUUGCUCGCCAAAAUAUUGUCGAUAAUAAUCGUGCAGUACAAGAACCUGCAGUUGAACCAGAUUAUCUAGGGCUAAUGAAUAUUCUAUGCCAACACUGUAAAGCAAAACAUUUUAAAGAUGAAAAAGUUUCAAAUAAAGGAUUAUCAUUUAAUGAUUGUUGUCAUCAUGGUUCUGUAAAACACAGGAUCCAUUACCAGAUUUUCCGCCAGAACUUUCAAAUUUAUUUAAAGAAGAACAUGAGAAAUCAUCAAGUUUUUUUGAACGUAUCCAUGAAUACAGCUCUGUAUCUAAGCAAUGGAGAUUUGCCUUCCUAUGGACAACUUUUUAUAAUUGAUCAACAUGAAGCUUUAAAUUAUAGGAUUCAACAAAAUCCUACAAUAGAUUAUGAAUUGAUGUCAAUUCUUGAUAGUAUCAUUCGUAAUAAUAACAUUUACGCUAAAUCUUAUGAAAUGAUGAAAGAAGAAAUACGUCUACAGCAAAUGAUAACAAACAUUAGAAAUGAUUCGUCACCUUCAGAAUUACAAUUACUCUUUUCAUUGAAACCAGGUCAAGAUAGUAGAAGAUACAAUAUUCAACGAGUGAAUGAAGUAGCUGCAAUAUUUUCAACAACUGCUGAUGGAGAAAUACCUGAGUCAUAUGUUACAAUUAGAAAUAAAAACAAAAUCAUUAGAAUUUAUUACACUAGAUACAGAAUAGCGGAUAGAGCAAAUGAAUUCAAUCCUAUUAUAAGAGGACGAAGACUAUUCCAACAAUACGUUGUAGAUAGUUACGUAAAAAUUGAAAAAGAUAGAAUUCAAUAUUGCAAGCAUCAUCAAAAGGAAUUACGAGCUGAUACGUAUAAAGGUUUGCAAGACCACAUGAGGAAUUGUGCAAAUGAUGUAAAUGGUCAUGUAGGUAAAACUAUAAUUCUUCCUUCAUCAUUUACUGGAUCACCACGAUAUAUGCAACAAUGCUACCAAGAUGCAAUGGCUAUUGUAAAUGAAACAGGAUCACCUGAUAUUUUUCUCACAAUGACAUGUAAUCCUAAUUGGCCUGAAAUAACAGAUAAUUUGUUACCAGGACAACAGGCUUGUGACAGACCAGAUUUAGUUGCAAGAGUUUUCGAUUUAAAAAAAGAUCGUUUACUUGACAUCGUUAUCAAAAAGAGUUUUUUCGGAAAAGUUGCAUCUUUCGUUUAUGUCAUUGAAUUUCAGAAAAGAGGAUUGCCACAUAUACAUUUAUCAAUUACACUAGAACAAGGAUACAAAAUUAUUAGACCAGACAUUGUUGAUAAAUUUAUAUCGGCUGAAAUACCUAUCCAAAUAAGAAAUCCACGCUUAUUUGAUAUCGUUAUGAGGAACAUGAUUCAUGGACCAUGUGGCGAUUGGUGUAUGAAAGAUGGAAAAUGCUCCAAAAAUUUUCCGAAAUCAUUUCAACAAGAAACUACUAUGGAUGCAAAUGGGUAUUCAAAUUAUCGACGAACUGAUGACGGCGUUCAGUACGAACGUUCUAAUGGACAUACAGUAGAUAAUAGAUGGGUUGUUCCACAUUGUAGAGAAUUAUUAUUGCUUUUCGAUUGUCAUAUUAACGUGGAAAUUGUAUCAAGCAUAAAAGCUGUCAAAUAUUUAUACAAAUAUAUAUACAAAGGUCACGAUGCAGCAACAGUUGUAAUUGGACAAGCAGAAAAUGGUCCCACUAUUGAGCACGACGAAUGUCAUAACUUCAUUGAAACACGUUAUGUUGGCCCAGUUGAAGCGUGCUAUCGAAUUUUUAGUAAAAAAAUGCAAGACAAAAGUCAUACCGUUACAUGA
This is a messenger RNA of Phymastichus coffea, 1884 nucleotides long. RefSeq lists its product as uncharacterized. Bases 1 to 1884 code for a protein of 627 amino acids. NCBI's taxonomy places the organism in Eukaryota, Metazoa, Arthropoda, Insecta, Hymenoptera, Eulophidae. The transcript is spliced from 3 exons. The record is from RefSeq and is a predicted model, not a curated record.